ACUGAAUGCUGACCAACGAAAUACUUUUUUAUUGUUGUAAUUUACUGUAAAGUAUAUGAAACAGUAUAAAUGAUAACCUCUAGAACGCACAGAAUAACUUAUUUUUUAGUUACCAAUAAUGUUUUUAGUAAAACCUGAGAACUUGUAACAAUUAUUGUAUGUUCUCUGAUAAAACUAAAUUUGUUGUAAACAUUGUGUUAUUAGCGCCAUCCGACGGCGCGUAGUAAAGAUAAUUUUUGUUUAACAGUUUGAAGGCUUUGUAGGUAGUCAAAGCGAUAAAGAGCGUACGUUCUCUACUUAAUCUCGUCAUGGUCAAAAUCAGCUGUUAAAUGUAGUCGUCCCCGCUGAUUGUUAUUUAAUUCGUACGCAUAUAUUUUAGAAAAUUUUGCACGCAGAAUAACGCACAUAAAUUAAUAAAUAGUUCAUGGCAAAAUGCUACGACAAUGUGUGCCUAAAUCACCAGUAAGAGUGCACACUAGCGCUCGCGGUAUUCUUAGGGGUGCUGCAACGAAUGCACCUGCCACAGCAGCAAAGGAAAAACUCGAAGAAAUACGUGGACGUCUGGAGAAGGGACCGAAUUUUCAAGAUUUCGUGCAAAAUCCGGAGUAUACGCGCGAGGAAUGGACUGCCUACGAGGGAAAAUUGCGUCGAGAGAAAGGUGAAAAUGAAAGAUUACGUCUACCACCUUGGUUGAAAACUACCAUCCCCAUGGGUAAAAAUUUUGCCAAGAUCAAGACACAGUUGCGUGAGUUGAAGCUUGCCACAGUGUGUGAAGAAGCGCGGUGUCCGAAUAUCGGCGAAUGUUGGGGUGGUGGAGAGCAUGGCACACAGACAGCAACUAUUAUGCUGAUGGGUGACACAUGUACGCGUGGUUGUCGUUUCUGCUCUGUUAAAACUGCCCGUAAGCCACCACCAUUGGAUUCCGCUGAGCCAGUAAAUACAGCUAAAGCAAUUGCCUCCUGGGGCUUAGAUUACAUUGUGCUCACAUCAGUUGAUCGAGACGAUUUAACCGAUGGUGGCUCAAAUCACAUCGCGGAAACUGUGCGCGAAAUCAAAGCACGCAAUCCAAACAUUUUCGUCGAAUGCUUGGUGCCCGAUUUUCGUGGAGAUUUGAAAUGCGUAGCGACCAUAGCUAACAGCGGACUAGAUGUAUAUGCGCACAAUAUCGAAACUGUCGAGAAGUUAACACCGUUUGUACGUGAUCGUCGCGCACAUUAUCGCCAAACAUUGGCAGUGCUACAGCAAGCGAAACGGUUUAACCCGAAACUCAUUACAAAGAGCUCUAUCAUGCUCGGUCUGGGUGAAACAGAUGCCGAAAUCGAACAAACUAUGCGGGAUCUGCGUGAAGCCGGUGUGGAAUGUCUCACCCUGGGGCAAUACAUGCAACCCACAAAUAGGCAUUUAAAAGUUAUCGAAUAUGUAACGCCUGAAAAAUUUAAACACUGGGAGCAACGCGGCAAUGAAUUGGGCUUCUUGUAUACCGCCAGUGGACCGCUGGUACGCAGCUCAUACAAAGCAGGCGAAUUUUUCAUAACAAGCAUACUAAAGAAUCGUCAAGAGCAAACGCAGCAAGCAGCUGAAGCACAAACCACGCAGCAGAAGUAAUUAGUUAUGCUUAAAGUGGUUGGAAAUAGCUAUAAAAUCGGCCAAAAAUAAAAUAGAUGCAAUUGUUGCAAGCAAGCUGAUUAUGGUGGAGUCGUUAGCAUCAACCAAUUGCCUAUUCAUUAGCUUUUUGAAGUUGUGAUUCAUAUUUUGUGUGUGAAAAUGUUAUUAUAAACAAUUAUUUUUAGCCUGCCCGAUAUUCUGUUGUUUAUAUCACUUAAACAAUGCGCGUACACAAGUGAUAUGUAGUAAAAUAUACGCUUGUUGAGAAACAAAUUUAA
Molecule: messenger RNA, 1883 nt
Organism: Bactrocera oleae (olive fruit fly)
Lineage: Eukaryota; Metazoa; Arthropoda; Insecta; Diptera; Tephritidae
Gene: Las
Product: lipoyl synthase, mitochondrial
Biological process (GO): lipoate biosynthetic process
Cellular component (GO): mitochondrion
Molecular function (GO): lipoate synthase activity; 4 iron, 4 sulfur cluster binding
Source: RefSeq, a predicted model, not a curated record